This is a messenger RNA of Aphidius gifuensis, 537 nucleotides long. Its product is annotated as ADP-ribosylation factor-like protein 16. NCBI's taxonomy places the organism in Eukaryota, Metazoa, Arthropoda, Insecta, Hymenoptera, Braconidae. The transcript has a single exon. The record is from RefSeq and is a predicted model, not a curated record. Bases 1 to 537 code for a protein of 178 amino acids. Gene Ontology annotation, molecular function: GTPase activity; GTP binding.
AUGUGUCUUUGCCUUGGUCCUCGAAAAUCUGGAAAAACAUUAUUGAUGAAAAAACUCCAAGGUGAUGAACAGAUUGACGAAGCAUCGCACACAGUACCAACAAAUGGACUCAAUUUAUUUACAAUAAAAAAUAAAGAUGGACAUUUCAGUACAGUUAUUAAAGAAAUUGGUGGCAACAUGUCUCCUAUAUGGAAACAUUAUUUCGACAAAGUUGGUAAAAUAAUAUAUGUUAUUGAUACAAGUAAUCUUUGCCAAAUCAGCGCUGCUAGUGUAUUACUAUAUUCAUUAAUUGUCGAGCCGAAAUUACAAAACACCAAAUUUUGUCUGAUAUUAUCUAAAAUGGAUGUAUCAUAUAGACAAUUGAGAAAUGAAGCAUUACUUAUGUUACAUUUUUUACGUUUACAAAGUGAAAUAAAACAAAGUAUGAUGAUUAUUGAAGCAAGUGCAAUGACUGGUAUAGGUAUUGAAAAAAUACGCGAUUGGUUAUUUGAUCCAAAAACAUUAAAAACUGCCGCAGCAAGUUUUCUUUAUAAAUAA